Molecule: messenger RNA, 705 nt
Organism: Achroia grisella
Lineage: Eukaryota; Metazoa; Arthropoda; Insecta; Lepidoptera; Pyralidae
Exons: 2
Coding region: 1-705 (234 amino acids)
Source: RefSeq, a predicted model, not a curated record
AUGAAAUAUAAGCUAAAUAAUGCUGAUUGGGAUACUUUCAAUAACGUCAUUGCAUCUAAAAUCUCAUCACUGCCUAUUAUUACUCAAGGCACUGAAACCAUUUGCUCUAAUGCAUUCACUGAAGUAUUAAUACAGGCUGCUAAUGAAGUUUUUCCUAAAAAAUCUUCUUCUAAGAAUACAAUACCUUCACCACCAUGGUGGGACAGUGAAUGUACUGAAGCUAUUAGGAAAAGAAAAAAUGCUGAAAAACAAUACAAUUUACACUCUACAUUGGAAAACUUUGAUAUCUUCUGUAAUAUAUCCAGAACUACCCGUAAAUUGUUAAGGGAUAAGAAAUUAACAGAGCUUAAGGGAGUACUUACAAAAGUUAAAGAUUCUGCACCUGGAGAAGAUGGAAUACCAUAUUCUUUUUUGUCACACUUAGAUAGUACAUCUCUCUCCUAUUUCUUAGAUAUCAUUAACUCAAUUAUGAUAUCUGGUCAUAUUCCUGCUUUAUGGAAGACUCAAAAUAUAAUCCCCAUUCUAAAACCUGACAAAACUCCAUCUGACAUUGCUUCCUACCGUCCUUUAGCGCUAUCUUCAGUUCUGCUUAAACUGUCAGAACAUCUGAUCAAAAACAUCUGGAAUGGUAUAUUGAAAGUAACCACUAUUUAUCAGAUAGUCAAUAUGGCUUUAGAAGAGGGAAAUGUACUCUUGAUAGUUUAA